GUAAACGAUUGAAUUAUUCUUGUAUGAUUCGUUGAUAAAGAUAUACGUAUGUGUGUGUAAACGUUGAAAGGAGGAAUGUCUAUGGUUCAAAGUUUCAUAUAGAUAAUUUGCAGUCGGUCGGUAAAUCCAGUCGAGACAACACGUUCGCAUUGAACGAAUUUAACUCUCUUUCCUAGUGUUUGCUUUUUAUUUAGUAUACUCUUUUUUUAUACGUUACCAGAAUGUUGAAAGGAUUGGUCACUCUUGUAACCGGUGGUGCUUCCGGAUUAGGACUUGGAACCGUGCAAAGAUUCGUCAGGGAAGGUGCCAAAGUAAUUCUUGCUGAUCUACCCACGUCAAAAGGAGAUGAAAUUGCUAAAAGUUUAGGAAACAAUACUAUAUUUUCGCCAAUGGAUGUAACAAUACCAGAGAAUAUAGAAGAAACAGUACAGUUAAUAGAAAAUCAGUAUGGACACCUAAAUGUCAUAGUGAAUGCUGCAGGAAUAGCUUGUGCACAUAAGGUAUAUAAUCCUAACACAAAGAAAGCACAUAAAGUGGAAGAUUUUGCGAGAAUCCUUAAAGUAAAUACUAUUGGAACAUUUAGUGUUAUAACAUCAUGUAUGGGUCUUAUGCAUAAUGUAACACCAGAUGAAGAUGGACAACGCGGAGUAAUAGUAAACACCGCGAGCGUUGCAGCUUUUGAGGGUCAAAUGGGUCAGGCAGCAUAUUCUGCCAGCAAAGGUGCAAUUGUCAGUAUGACUUUACCGCUGGCCCGCGAUUUAGCAAGAUCUGGUAUUCGCGUGGUCACAAUUGCACCAGGAUUAUUCGAUACACCUUUAUUAGGAGAACUACCAGAAAAAGUGCGUGUAUAUUUAACGAAAACAGUACCGUAUCCAAAUAGAUUGGGUAAACCGGAUGAAUUUGCUCAACUGGCGCAACACAUUAUUGAAAAUCAUCUUCUGAAUGGAGAAGUGAUAAGAUUGGAUGGUGCUCUUAGGAUGCAGCCUUAAAGUUAUAUGAUCACGCAACACUUAUACGAACAUGGAAUUGGAUGAAGGGAUUUAUAGUAUAUGGAUUUUUUAAAUAAACAUUAUAUAAAAAGAUACAUAAAAAUA
Megachile rotundata (alfalfa leafcutting bee) is the source of this 1094-nucleotide messenger RNA. It is a transcript of the gene scu, whose product is annotated as hydroxysteroid 17-beta dehydrogenase 10. Gene Ontology annotation, molecular function: estradiol 17-beta-dehydrogenase [NAD(P)+] activity. Gene Ontology annotation, biological process: fatty acid metabolic process; androgen metabolic process; estrogen metabolic process. NCBI's taxonomy places the organism in Eukaryota, Metazoa, Arthropoda, Insecta, Hymenoptera, Megachilidae. The record is from RefSeq and is a predicted model, not a curated record. Gene Ontology annotation, cellular component: mitochondrion.